AUGGCAGUUGACAUAUUAGUCGAGGGUUUGGAAAUGAAGCCUGAAGAUAUUGAGGAUAUAAUGUAUUAUGAGAGUGCAGGGAUCUUGGUAAUCAAGGCCAAUGGAAAGGAGUAUAAAUAUGCAAUUGAGAAGAGAGACGAGACAUAUAUAAUCAAUUACAAUGAUGGGCCUGUACUUACAAACAACUUGGCAACAGAAAUCAAGGAAUGA
Molecule: messenger RNA, 210 nt
Organism: Ordospora pajunii
Lineage: Eukaryota; Fungi; Microsporidia; Ordosporidae
Exons: 1
Coding region: 1-210 (69 amino acids)
Source: RefSeq, a predicted model, not a curated record